Tripterygium wilfordii is the source of this 1264-nucleotide messenger RNA. Its product is annotated as proliferating cell nuclear antigen. Gene Ontology annotation, biological process: mismatch repair; regulation of DNA replication; leading strand elongation. Gene Ontology annotation, cellular component: PCNA complex. The record is from RefSeq and is a predicted model, not a curated record. Gene Ontology annotation, molecular function: DNA polymerase processivity factor activity; DNA binding. The transcript has 4 exons. NCBI's taxonomy places the organism in Eukaryota, Viridiplantae, Streptophyta, Magnoliopsida, Celastrales, Celastraceae. The coding region runs from base 130 to 930 and encodes 266 amino acids.
GUGUAAAUCAAAUAGACAAUAACCUCAUAAGUCCACUACUCUCUUCGACAAUCAAGUUCUCUUGAUCAAGCGCGAAACCCUAACUCUAAUCCUAACGAAUCCAAACGCAGAAAAACCUUGAAAGCAAAGAUGCUAGAGCUUCGUCUCGUGCAAGGUUCCCUUCUCAAGAAAGUCUUGGAGUCGAUUAAGGACUUGGUGAAUGAUGCCAACUUUGACUGUUCGGCGACCGGGUUCUCGCUUCAGGCCAUGGACUCCAGCCACGUUGCUCUGGUGGCUCUGCUUCUCAGAUCCGAGGGUUUUGAGCACUACCGUUGUGACCGGAACCUCUCCAUGGGCAUAAAUCUUGGUAAUAUGUCCAAGAUGCUUCGGUGUGCUGGAAAUGAUGAUAUCAUCACGAUUAAGGCCGACGAUGGCAGCGACACUGUUACUUUCAUGUUUGAAAGUCCAACACAAGACAAGAUAUCGGACUUUGAGAUGAAACUGAUGGACAUUGAUAGUGACCACCUUGGGAUUCCAGAGGCUGAAUACCAUGCUAUUGUUAGAAUGCCUUCUGCAGAGUUUGCUAGGAUUUGUAAAGAUCUCAGCAGCAUUGGUGACACUGUUGUGAUCUCCGUGACAAAGGAAGGCGUUAAGUUCUCCACAAGAGGUGACAUUGGAGCUGCAAAUAUAGUCUUGAGGCAGAACACAACAGUGGACAAGCCAGAAGAAGCUACAAUUAUAGAGAUGAAUGAGCCAGUGUCUUUGACGUUUGCAUUGAGGUACAUGAACUCCUUUACUAAGGCUACUCCAUUGUCAAGCACGGUUACAAUAAGCUUAUCGUCAGAACUGCCUGUUGUGGUUGAGUAUAAGAUUGCGGAAAUGGGUUAUAUACGGUUUUAUUUGGCUCCUAAGAUUGAAGAGGAUGAAGAUGAGACAAAGCCCGGAAUUUGAAUGUCUUCUUGCAUACAAGCUUACCUUAGUUUUUCCUUUGUAACCAUCAAUAUUGUGGAUUUUUAGGUGGAUUGUCAAUUUGUAAGAUGCAUUAUAUGUGACUUCCACUAGACUGCAUGUGGUAAGAAAGUUUUAGAUUUCCUUCAAGGCCUUAUCUUUUUCUUCCUCUUCGUGUUACGCUAGCAACCAUCCUCUAUACUUUCAGACCUCCUUUAAGGUUUGUAGGUGAUUUUUUAUGGUUUUUGGAGCUUUCUCCAACCAUAUGGUAGUGUUGUGCAAGGUGCUUUGAACUUUUUUUCUCUAUGUGCUGUAAAAUUGUGCUUCAUUUUCUUUA